Molecule: messenger RNA, 14803 nt
Organism: Sinocyclocheilus rhinocerous
Lineage: Eukaryota; Metazoa; Chordata; Actinopteri; Cypriniformes; Cyprinidae
Product: probable E3 ubiquitin-protein ligase HERC1
Molecular function (GO): protein binding; ubiquitin-protein transferase activity
Source: RefSeq, a predicted model, not a curated record
UAUUUCAUGGCAACAGCUUGCGGAGCGGCAACCUUCCCUACUAUAAACAACCUUUAGCGCGAGAUUAACCGGCAUUUCGUCCUCGCAUUGCGUAACUCCUCUUUACCGGGUGCCGUUUAGUUAUAUUUAAUUCAAAAGUGUGUAUUUGUGAAGGGAAACAGGAUAUGGUUAAUAAUAAAGCGCAGGAUUCACGUCCUUUCUGGUAGGCAGCAGGUUUAUAGAGCCUUGCAGGGGGCAGUGGGUUGAUCUGCUGGGCGUGAAUGACAGAAGGAAGAAAGGAGAUCGUAAUCUUUUGCUUUGUGCCUCUUGUGUGUGAAUAAUGUACAGUGAUGGUGCCUUCUCAGACCCACGUGAUGCUCAAGUGGCAGGAGCACCUGAACAGCUCCUGGGCGGCGGAGGACAGCGUUCAGACCGCCACACGGCACGGAGCUGCUGCUCUCUAUGCAAAACUGGUCUACAACAAGGAGGUUGUGGGCUUGGCUCAGCCAGUGCAGGACCUAAUGGGUCCACGCUUGCCCGACUUCCAGUACGAAUCCAGCGCUGAGGAGGAGAAGGAGGAAUAUCUGUCCGCACUGCUCCACAGUCAGCGAUGCCUGGCCCACCGCAUGCUGGCGAGGACCCCCUUUGCCCUAUCCCUGCACCACAGACUGGUGAUCCUCCAGAGGGUGUUCUACGCCCUCCAUAGCAAGUAUCACGACCGUUUCCGAGCACCGCUGCCUCCUCAACCCUCGUCCUCCAGUGCAGAAGGGGGCGCUCUGGAGUCAGUGUCUGAGCCUUGGCCAACAGGCAGUUCCCGUUCAAAGUCGGGCACAGACGUUCUCAUUGAAAUGGGAGUCCGGACUGGGUUGAGUCUCCUUUUUGCCCUACUGAGGCAGAGUUGGCAGAGGGGGCAUCUUGAGAACCCACCGGACGUCGCUCUGUGCAACGAGGUACUGGCCACCGCGUCUUCAGUCCUGGCCGCCCUGCCUCCUCUUUCCUUGGCCAACGAGAACAAGAUCCCGACAGUAGGGCUUGACUGUCUUAUGCAAGUUGGAGACUUCCUAAAGAAGACGGCGGUCAGUGGGUCCGGGGCGGAUCGGGCGGGUCGCAGGCUAUCCCUGGAGCUCCUUCUCUCGUUAGCCUUACAAAGAGGAUCCUUGCGCUUCCUUCUGGAGUGGGUGGAGGUGGCGUUGGCCGCUUCCGCUUCCUCCACCAUGACUGAAACAGUUGGAGUGGGCUACGAGCUGAUCCAUCAAACCCUGCAACAGAUGCGCCAGCACACGGCUAUUCGUGGUGAAUCCAUCAAUACUCAGGUGCUGAAGAAAGAUGCAGAUGGACUCUGUAGCCUCUCGCAUGUUGCUCUUUGCCUCUUUGAAGAGAUCUGCACCCUGGCCUCUAACUGCCUGUGCUCAUGCAGUGCGGGCUCUUCCUCUUCCUCCGGCUCCGAAAUUGAUGCCGUCAUGGUGUACGUGUGGGGCAGCAACAGCAGCCAUCAACUCGCUGAGGGAACGCUGGAGAAGAUUUUACAGCCCAAACUGGCUGUUCGUGGUGAAUCCGUCAAUUCUCAGGUGCUGAAGAGGGAUGCAGAUGGACUCUGUAGCCUCUCACAUGUUGCUCUUUGCCUCUUUGAAGAGAUCUGCACCCUGGCCUCUAACUGCCUGUGCUCAUGCAGUGCGGGCUCUUCCUCUUCCUCCGGCUCCGAAAUUGAUGCCGUCAUGGUGUACGUGUGGGGCAGCAACAGCAGCCAUCAACUCGCUGAGGGAACGCUGGAGAAGAUUUUACAGCCCAAACUGGCUCAGGGCUUCAGCGAUGCACAAAUGAUUGAGGCAGGCCAGUACUGCACGUUCUCUGUAUCUGCUGAUGGUGCAGUGAAGGCUUGUGGGAAGGGUAGUUAUGGUCGAUUGGGACUGGGGGACUCUAAUAACCAGUCCAUGCCCAAAAAGCUGGUUCUGGAACCGCCUCGCACCAUGAGGAAGGUGUCGUCUUCCAAGGGAUCAGACGGACACACGCUCGCCGUCACGGCGGAGGGAGAGGUGUUCAGCUGGGGAGACGGAGAUUACGGCAAACUGGGCCAUGGGAACAGCGCCACACAGAAAUACCCCAAGAUUAUACAAGGCCCUCUUUUAGGAAAGGUGGUGGUGUGUGUUUCUGCUGGAUACAGACACAGCGCCGCGGUGACUAAUGACGGAGAGCUGUACACCUGGGGGGAAGGCGACUUCGGUCGACUCGGUCACAGCGACAGUCACAGUCGUAACAUGCCCACUCUGGUGAAGGACAUCAGUGGGGUCGGGCAAGUGGCCUGUGGCAGCUCUCAUACCAUCGCUGUGGCUCAAGAUGGACGAAUCGUCUGGUCCUUUGGAGGAGGAGACAACGGUAUGCAGAUGUUUCAUAAAGUGGCCAUAUUAUAUGCUUCUGUAGUAUUUAAAUGUUUUCCCUAGAAGUCCAUAUUUUACAACAAAAUCAGUUGUAAUUUAAUAUCUAUCUAUCUAUCUAUCUAUCUAUCGUCUCUGUCUGUCUGUCUGUCUGUCUGUCAUUUUUAUUUCAUUUAAUAAUUCACCACCUCACUCAGACCUCGAUUAAUAGAGGAGCUCAGUAUUACUAAAAUCAUAGACAUUUCCUGUGGAGACAGCCACUGUCUCGCUCUGUCUCACGAAAAUGAAGUAUUUGCUUGGGGCAACAAUGCCAUGGGGCAGUGUGGGCAGGGCCAUACCUCAACGCCAGUCACCAAACCCAAGAAAGUGAUUGGUUUAGAAGGGGUGUCAAUACAGCAGAUUACUGCAGGCACGUCCCACAGCCUGGCCUGGACAGCGGUUCCUACAGACAGGCAGCUGGUGGCUUGGCACAGGCCAUUUUGUGUGGAUCUCGAGGAGAGCACGUUUACAUACCUGCGCAGUUUCCUGGAGCGUUACUGCGAUAGUAUCAGUGGGGACACACCACCUGCACCUUUCCCCUCUAAGAGGCAGCUGGUGGCUUGGCACAGGCCAUUUUGUGUGGAUCUCGAGGAGAGCACGUUUACAUACCUGCGCAGUUUCCUGGAGCGUUACUGCGAUAGUAUCAGUGGGGACACACCACCUGCACCUUUCCCCUCUAAGAGCUGCAGACACUCAUAUAGCUGGAAUGCUCAAGAGUUCAGUGCGGUAAUGAACACGCUGUCCAUCGGAGCAUCUCUGUUGCUGCCUCCUCUCAGGGAGAGAACGGAGCUGCUGCACUCGCUGUUACCACAGGGUCCAGAGAGCUGGGAAAGCCUCUCUAAAGGACAGCGUCUACAGCUGGACAUGGUGCUGAACAGCCUGCAGGAACAGAGUCAUGUGGCAUCCCUGCUGGGAUACAGCUCACCUGGGGAGUUGAGUGCAGGUCUGGCGCUGCCGCCCACCCCUGACUGCCCCACAGGAAGUGUUAGCUCAGGCUCAGAAGCUCCAGACCAUCUCCACCUGGCUGAAGUGCUCCUAAAGACCUUGCUGCUCAGCAUUGGCUUCUAUACGGAGCGUGCGUUUGGUGAACUGGAGAAGAACAGCGAUAAACAGCGGUUCAGUCAGUCCCAGAAACAGACGGAGGCUCCAUCACACUUCCACCACCUGCUGUCAGCCCUUCACAGACACCUGCUGGCCCACUGCUACAUCCACACAGGCGCUGAGGAUGACAGUAGCGUCGUGCUGCUCCAUAAGCACCUGUGCCUGCUGCUGCCUUACGCAGCCGAAACCUUCAGGAGAUCCACCAUCCUGCUGGAGGAGAGCACACUGGACAAACACGUCAUCAAGAAACUACACACUGUGCUGUUUGUUUCGGUGGCGGGCAGUCUUCUGUGUCAGGUGAUGUACUCUCUGCUCCUGUUGCCAUUGGCUGUGGUCAGACCCCUCCUUCCUCACCUACUCACUUUGCUUGAACAUCUCAACGAGCUCAACUGUUACCUGCCCAACACUGCGCACCUGGAAGACAUGGAGCUGGAAGGAACCUCACAGGAAGCAUCUGAAACCUCUGAGCCAAUCACAGCGUCAGAGUCAGAAGACUGGGCAUGGCUACUAGACCUGGAGAGGUCUGUGGCUCUUGCCAUUGGUCGAUGCCUGGGAGGUAUGCUGCAGGGCCCGCCCCCUUCCAUCCAGGAGAAGACAGCAGAGUUCUGGCUGUGUAACCCACUCUUGAGAAACGGGCUGGAGAUAGACUUUGAACAACUGGACUGGGCAAUGGGUUGGCUGACUGAGGCUGUGUUCAUGGGUUGCGGAGACGUGAGACUAGCCGAGCUGCGGCUGUCGGAAGAUAACACAACGCUAGUGGAACUUGCUCUUGGCUCCCCACGAGAACCUGCCAGCGCCCUCUGGAGGAAAAUGAAGGAGUAUGCGGAGAGUCAAGACUGGGACAAUAGUGGAUCAGUGGGAGACUCUGUGUUAGAGACGGCAUGUCGCUGUAGUUUGGCCGCUCUACUCAAACAUGCCGGCCUUCAUGAAGCCUACUGGCAGGAUAAAUAUGAGCCCUGUGAGGUGCUGAUUGAAAUAUAUCAGGUGGUGUAUAAAAUCCGCAGCACUCUGCUGUCCUAUAAAGAGAGCAUAGGAAACACAACCAGCGUCCAAACAACAACUACCACCAAACAGGCUUCAUUGGGCUCUCAGAGCCCCAGUGAGGAGAGACAGGAAGUGGGCAGCUCAGGAGAGCAGACAGGAAGAGACACAGAUCCCAGCAGCCAGACACCACACGCUGCUGAACACAACCAGGACGAUCCCUUAGAGGAGGAGACGCCCAGCAUCAGCAGUAUGUACCUGCCGGAGGUGCUGCAGUGUUUCCUGGCCACCCGUGAGGCCAUGCAGCUCCAACAGAACGAGACUGUGUACGAGUCGUCUGGCACCAGCACAUUGCCCAGCAGCACUGAGAGCCCUGGGACGCCAGACAGGGAGCCCCCACAGCGGCCCUGGGACCACCACAGCACCACUGACCAGGGCCUGCCCUUCCCAGCAGCCUGCCACCUGCUGGUUUCACGCUGCCUCUUCCUGUUGCUGGGGGUCCGAGCUGCUUGGCAGGAGGAGAGUGUGUUGUCACAGACACCUACUGAGAGCAGCUUGGCCAGAUCUCCACCCUACAAUGAGGCUUUAGGAACAAAGAUGGAUAUACAGUCCUCUUCUGAGAGAAGUUUCAGUGAGAGGGAGACACCAGAUCAGUCUAAAAGCUCCUCAGGGACAUUCAAGAAUAAAAUUGGCCUUCCUCUCUGUUCUUUGGGCAUCAUGAAAGAUGCCUGGGAGCGUCUACGGCAGUGCAUCAGUCCCACUACCGUGCUGUGCCCAGGUGGAGGUGGCACACCCGUCCUGGGCCAGGUCUUCCAUUUCCUUUGUGGCAGCCUCCACCGAACCUCUUCUCUGAUGGACAAAGAUGGAGUUGCACAUGUGGAUCCCAAAGCCAUCACCGUAGCCAUGGCGCAGCAACACCAAAGAGCUCAGGUGCGUUUGGAGGCCUUGUGUCAGAUUUCCUCCUUUCUGUCAGAGAUGGAGGAAAAGAACGUCAGCUCUCUGGCGCCUCCUCGUUUUCCAGGCCUCCUGCAGUCAGUGCAGCUGCAGUUCCUCUCUGGCUGCUUUGGUCUGGGUGCCCCGAUCACCGGCAGUCUAGCGGCACCUAACAACAAGAUUCACCAUUACACCGCUGGGACUCAGUCGGCUCCUAUCAGUGUUCAGAGGGAGUUACAGUCUGCGGCUCACACACUGUACCAGCAACUGGUGCGUGUGCUUAGACAGAAGGUGGCAUUAGAGAGAGAACAGGCUGGCUCUUAUCAGCACCUGCUGUUAGCUACAGUCUUCACUCUGAACUUCCACUAUCAGCCGGUGGAUCUCGUGGUGAUUAUUAAAUGUGGCGUCCUGGAGAUCUUGUCCACACUGACUGAUAAUGCCUGCGUGCUGGUGAACCAGCGCUGGCUGGCCGCCUCCAUGUCCGGUCACAUGCAGCUCGGUGGGGCGGUGAAGCUGGCCGCUGCCAGACUCCUGCAGAUAUUUGCCAUAGCGGCCAGUUCCUGUGAAGAUGCCUUGCCAUUGGAAGUGUCCCAGGCUCUCAUGGAUGUAAUGAGUGAGCAGCUGCAGGGAUUGUUACAUGUAGUCCACCAGCAGGAGGUGCUAGAGAGGGAUUCCACAGAGCACAUCCAAGAAGAAACAUCUAAACAAGAAAGUGCAGAUGUAGUUCGUAGCAGCAGGGUUGUGGAGUCCCAGCUCGCUGACUUUCUAGUCUUCCUAAGACGCAUUUUGUCACUAAGGGUCGCCAAAAGAGUCUCAGCAUUUGUCAAGUGGAUUGAUCCACUGAUGACAAUUAUAUCAUACAAAUGCAGCUCUGGAAAUUCACGCUUUCACAACCUGCGGACGAAGCUGCUGGCCUUCCAUAUUCUGGAAGCUCUUCUUCCUGCCUGUUCAGACCCUGUUGUCAUGAAACAAAUUGUCGAUCAAUUAUUUAGCCUUUUGUCCACAUACAUGUGGGAAGAACCUCUGGCCCUGAGAAAAAACUUAGAAAAAGAGAGAACUUCAGAGAACUCAAAUAGGGACAGUGGAAGUGAAGAUGAAUGUAUUCCUAUUGGUGAUUUCUCUUUUGACCCACAUAAACUGAUCUGUUGUUCUCUGGAGAGCGGGAAUGUACUCUCUCAUGGAUCGGGAGGAAAAGGGUACGGUUUGGCCACCACCGCCAUCACAUCUGGAUGCUUCAUCUGGAAGUUUUAUAUUACUAAGGAGAACAGGGGAAAUGAAGGGACAUGUAUCGCUGGAGGGACCUGCCUGCACAAACCCAGUGGUCGACGGGCGACCCUGCUCGGGGUCUUGAAAGAGGGAGGCCCCCUGGCUAAGCUUCAGUGGGAGGAGACAGAUUUUACUGUGAGCUUCCUGAAUUCUUGGUCACCCAGCGACACGCCUCUCUCCUCCCUGGAGCCGUGCGAUGUCCCCCAGCUGGACAUGUCCCGCUGCUGUGGCCUCAAGCCGUCCGUGUUGUUCGACCUCAUCCUGAUGACUGGCAUCUUGGAAGAGCAGGAGCCUCCUUCCGGAUCAUCCGAAACAUCUGGAUUGCCACGGAAUCGGAUCAGCUCAGAGGGCGGCCCACGUAGCGAGUUGGAGAGACGUUUGGAUGAGGACAUUGCACGUAUUAUGAUGGACGAAGAGGGAAUGAGCUGUCCGGUGGAUGAGGACAGAAAUAAAGUGGAAGAGAGGAGACAUGAGAACCAAGAUGACACGUUCAGACCCCUUGUACAGUCAAACGAGGAGCCUGCUGGCGCCCCCUGUCCACCAAUUCUCGCACCACAACCCAGGGUGGACUUUUUUGCUUUGGAACUACGUGCAGUCCGCAUAUCCUACCUCCUCUUGGGGGCGCUAAAAUCUCUGGCUGUCAUUCUGAGCUGCGGGAAGUUCACUGAUCUUCUCCUGGUUCCCAAAUCAGAUGCAGGGGUCAAUGUAAGUAGCCCCGACCCAGCGAGGGCCUCUGCUGGAGGGGAGGAGAAUGCCGAGCUGCGCUCUGUGUUGCAGUUUGUGGUGCGGAGCAUGGUGAAGUGGGCCGUCAGACCCUGUCCGAUCAAACAGGCCAUGGCUUUAUCAGACCUCGAGAGGGCCCAUAUCAUCAUCUUUAAAGGAGUGUUGAGCAGACUGCAUGAGGAUGGAAGCAAAGAACGCAAAGAUUCAGGAGGGCACCCGUCCUCUCAGCCCGUGUCCAAGUCCUCCAGUUCAGUGUCGCUUUACAGCAACGGCUCUGAAGGCACCGCUAUCUUCGGCCAAUCAGCUUCACCCUCCACCAAUGACCUCACAGCCUCGCUCCUCACCGCCCUGCAGGCUGACGGCCUGGAGAACUUUAACCCUUUCCUGCCCAUCAACCUGCUACAGCGGAUGGUGCUGGCGCGUUUUCCCACAUUGGCAGGUCUCGUCCACAGUCCGGUUCUGCCCCCCGGGCUCAGCCUGACGAGCUCAGCGUCCUGUGAGGGCUUCACUGAGCAACAGACCAGCUUCCUGGAGCCCUGCGGACAGACCAGGACCCCCGUGGAACAGCCCCAAAUGUUUGUCCCAGUGCGCUUGCUUGAAAUGGGCUUCUCAAUGAGACACAUCUACAGGGCCAUGGAGGCAGCAGGGGUCACUGGAGAGGUGGACUCACGCACCAUCGAGGUGUUGGCGAGCUGGAUGCUGGAACAUCCCAUCACAGACGAGCAGCAGGCAGGAGAGGGCUCGUUUGCAGGGGGCGCCACUGAUACACCCUCAUCUGAAGGGCCAGAGACGGUCCAGUGCCCUGAGUCUCCAGCUCCUCUGACCCUACAGGAGAGCAGAGAACCCAACGAGAGUCUGUUGGCAGGUUUGGACUUGGUGGAGAGAGAGAACUUCUUAGAUGUUCACCUCACCAGGAACAGACCUCCACCUGCGCGGAGGCAGCGGUCCGGAGUAAGUCAGAGAACUUCCUUCAGGAGAGCAGACUCCCCGUCGCCCAGUCCUGUCCCAUCGCUGUACAGACAGGACGUGGGAGUGGCAGAGUGGCCAGAGCGGGCUGAAACGCACCCGUUUGCUGCUGAAGACGACUCAGAGCUGGGCUACAUGGAUGAUCCGUACCAGGAAGAACCGUAUGAGGAGCUGCUCACCCCAGAGUUCAUCACCUCUGAGAGGGACACACUGUGGAUGGUAGAGGGAAGAGAAGAGCACCCAGAGCCCAAUGAGAUGGUGGAGUGUGAGCUGUGUAACACUCUCACCCUGCAGUUCAACAACCACAUGAAGCGUCACCACCCAGGCUGUGGUCAGAGCGCCGGUCGCCGUGGUUACCGCAGCAACGGGGCCUACGUGGACGGCUGGUUCGGAGGCGAAUGCGGAUCGGGCAGCCCAUACUACCUCCUGUGCACUGCAUGCAGGGAAAAGUACCUGUCCUCCAACCUGGGGGUUAUGAGCUCCAAACAGGACAGGGCAAGAGGUUUGGUGUCUGAUCUAAUUGGUCAAUUAGAUGGUACAUCAGAAGAUGAGUGGGAUCUAGGUAACCAGGAAGACUCGGACUCAGACCGGCUUACAGGUUUGGAGGACUUUGGGAUUCUUCUGAGACCUUUGGGUCUGAGUGAGAAGAAGCCCGUGCCCGACCCAAUCCCCUUCACUGAACACGACCCACUCGGAUCCCUCGUCAGUGGCUCGGUCAGCGGCAACAACAACCUGCUUUACAAAGGUGUUGUCAGCACCGAGCUGAAGAGCUCCUCGGUUCCUCUGAGUCUCGGGGAGCAGGCAGCAUCCCUGCGGGAGCCCCAGGAAAGACUGUUGGCUCUAAGGAGAGUCACCUCCACCGCUCAGAUCCUGUUGGCCUACAGUAUGGUGAUGAGAGCUCUCUCACAGACCUCCACCAGUAGUUCGGUGUGUAAUCAGUCCAGUGGUCUGGAGGCUCUUGGUCUGGCUGACAUCCGUAUCCUGGUGCGACUGAUGUGUCUGGCAGCGGGGGGGCGUGUCCACACAAGCGUGGACCAGCAGGGAGUGGGGCGUGGCUUUGUGAGCGAUCGCACAGGCUCCGCCUUCCUGUCCUUCCUCAGCUCAGCUAUCGGCAGUUUAGUGUCCCACAGUCCUGCUGCCUACAGAGAGUUAGUGGACAUCUGCACUCAGGAUCUCAUGGCAGCAGCUACAGGGAUGAACAUCAGCGCUAUCACUGAUCCGCAGCAGAGGGUGAGGCAAAGCCUCGUCCUCAAGGGGGCGUCACAGGAGCCAAGAGAACUAACCCCGCCCACCUUCCUGGUCACACAGAGUCUAGUGUCUCUCCUGACAGAAAAAGGUGUCCGAUACCGUUAUAAUGUGGAAAGAAGUGAAUCCAGUGAAUCAAAGGAAGGUGGAAGCCCUCCACCCGCAGGUCCCCCACUCUCUCAAGGGAUGCGGGUCGGGCCGCUGGAGCUGGCUAAUGCGCUCGCUGCCUGUGCCCUGUCGGCCAGGCUGACCAGCAGACACCGACAAUGGGCUGCACAACAGCUGGUCCAGGCCCUGGCAGUCUCUGAGAAAGACAACACCGCCAGACCCCAGACAUACAGCGACAUGGCCGGAGAUCUGCGCAAGUGUCCCAUCAAGAAGCUGGAAGGACAUCAGAACAGGGUGAGCAGCUGCAGUUGGAAUGCAGAACAAGGGCUGUUAGCCACCGGUGCACAGGAUGGGACCGUUCGACUGUGGGCCAUAACGCCAAACACAGCAGAACUACAGCACACACACGCCUGCAGCGUCAGUGAGGAUGCUCAGAGCUCAGAUGGUUCAAUGGGAUCUCAUCUGCUGUCCGCCGUAUCGUGGAGCGCAGAGGGAACUCUACUGGCUGCCUUCCAGAACAAACUCCUCAACAUCUGGACUGUCAAUGGUACUCAGGCACACAUCGAGGCUCAGUCCUCCUGGGUCACUGCGCUCUCGUGGGUUCAGACCUCCACUCCGUUCCUCAAUCAGGAAGCCUGCAGUCAGGUCAGCCCUCCUGAGAGUCUGCUGGUGGGCCGGCUGGACGGCUCCCUCUGCUGGCUGGAGGUCACAGACGACUUAAGGGUGGAGCGAACAGAGCUCACUCACUGCUAUAGGAAAGAAGCACCUCAGUGUCUGGCCUGGUACAGUGUUGAUAAACCCUUUGCCGUGGGCUAUCCCGAAGGCAAAAUUCUCCUAGCAACAGCAGAAAGCUACGAAACUGACCCGCCCAUUCUGCUAACAGCAUUUCCUGAGAGUGUAAGUGCACUCAGGUGGGACCCUACCGGACAUCUGCUGCUGUCCGUCGGCCGCUCUGAGGUGGUGAAGAUCUGGGGUCGUGCCAGCGGUGCGUGGGUCACCCUCCACUCUCUGUUCCACACGGGCACAGUCAACACGGCCGAGUGGUGCCCUCUGCCCGGGAGAGGGCCGGAGCCUCGUCUCAUGAUGGCAGUUGGAUGUCAAAAUGGCCUCCUGUAUGUGUGGACUCUUCCUCAAGGGGGCGCUAAUGUCUUAGUGCCCAAUUUCCUCACCCCAUCUACCAGCCAAGACAAGAGCAGUGCCAUCAAGCGGGGCAAUGCUAAAUGUGUGUACCGCCUGACUGGACACAUUACUGCGGUAAAGACCCUGUCUUUUUGUCCCAGUGGACUUGCACUGGUGUCUGGAGGAAUCGGAGGGGUGCUCAACAUCUGGUCUCUCAGGGAUGGUUCGGUCCUGCAGACUGUGGUUACAGGAAUGGGCUCUGUGGUUUGUACCACUUGGAUACCACACAUAGGGGUGACCGCUUGUUCUGGAAGAUCAAAGGAUGCUUUGCUAAUUCGCUGUACCCCAGACUGGAUUUCUCAGAAUCACGUUCUGGCUUCCUGCCGUUCCGUUCUACGAAGUCAGAGCAUUCUGGGAUUGAAUCGUGCCCCCUGCAUGGCCGUCUUUCUUGAGCGCCUUCCCACACUGCUUCAGGAGCAGUACAGCUAUGAGAAGAGUCAUGUGAUGGUGGGCGAUCAGCUGACUCACAGCGCCUUUCUUCAGAGUCUGGCCACACUGGCUGUGGGUCUCUUCUUGGAUCAGUUACUGUGCCAUCAGCCCAGACCACCUCACCUCAGCGGGAAAGAGCCGGAUCAGGACGGGGCCCCUGGAUCCUUCUGCCCCUCAGAGUGGAACUGGCUUUCCAUUUAUUCAACCACAGUGAAGAGCGCAGAGGCGUUUGCUCGUGGCACCCCAUUCCCAGAAUCCUUCAUCGCACCUGAGUUCCAUCAUUCUGGAUCCACAGAGUUGACCAAACCACUGGACAACGGUAAAUGGACCUUCAUGAUGGAUGAACAGCUCAUGUCCUGGGCGACCAGCAGACCUGAAGACUGGCAGCAGGGUGGUAAAAGUGAGGUGUACCUGUGGGGUAACGGACGUCACGGGCAGCUGGCGGAUGCCGGGACCAGCGCGUCUGUGCCCACCCUCGCUCCCUCCCUCUCUCAGACUCAACAGGUUGUGUGUGGUCAGAACUGCACGUUCCUGGUUCAGGCUAACGGUACCGUUCUGGCUGUAGGGGAGGGCAGUUACGGACGACUCGGACAGGGUAACUCAGACGACCUCUACACCCCAACUGUCAUCUCAGCUUUACAAGGUUAUGUAGUGACACAGCUGGUGACAUCAUAUGGGUCUGAUGGCCACUCAUUGGCUCUCACUGAGACCGGAGAGGUGUUCAGUUGGGGUGAUGGGGAUUAUGGGAAACUCGGCCACGGGAACAGUGAAAGGCAAAGGCGACCCAAACAGAUCGAGGCUCUGCAGGGAGAGGAAGUGGUGCAGCUGGCAUGUGGGUUCAAACACUCGGCUGCCGUCACAGCGGACGGAAAACUUUUCACCUUUGGCAGUGGAGAUUCUGGACGCUUGGGUCAGAGGUCAACUUCGAACAAGAUGGUCCCGGAGAGAGUUACAGCGCUAGAUGGAUACCACAUUGGACAGGUGUCAUGUGGCAUCAAUCAUACUUUAGUCCUGUCAUCGGACGGCCUGACCGUGUGGGCUUUUGGAGACGGAGAUUAUGGUAAACUGGGUAUCGGACCAUGUACAGUGAAGUGCUACCCACAGAAAGUGGAGGCUCUUUGCAAUAAAGGCAUUAAAAAGGUUGGAUGUGGAACGCAUUUCUCAGUGGUUCUGGCCAAAGAUGGACACGUCUACACAUUUGGCCAAGAGCGUCUGAUAGGUCUGCCGGACUCCAUGCUGAAGAAUCACAACCGGCCGCAGAUCAUUCCGGCUUUGGAGGGCGUCUUCAUUGAGGACAUCGCUGUUGGCUGUGAGCACAUCCUUGCUUUAUCCAACACCGGAGACGUGUACGCAUGGGGCUGCAACUGUGAGGCCCAGCUGGGUCUGGGCCAUUCCAAUCCCGUCAAAGAGCCUACUCUGGUUACUGCUCUACAGGGCAAGAACAUCAGGCAGAUCUCGGCUGGACGCUGUCAUACCUCGGCCUGGACCACACCGGCUCUGUCAACCAGAGCUUCAGGUUGUUCAGGGAUACAGCUGGGUCUACCUCAGUCUGUGCCUCCGCAGUAUAAUGUCCUCAAAGACUUCAGCCCUGAAGUGCUAAACACCCGACUCAGAGUGCUGUACCACUUCUCUGAUCUUAUGUACAAGUCCUGGAGGCUUCUGAACCUCGACCCCCGCAGUCAGGUAAAUGCUUCCCGCUACAGCUCAGGUACCGCUGCCAUCGUGCAGGGCCAACUCAGAGGCCUGCUGUCCCCGAAAGUCAACACCCUUCCUCUCGUUCGCACUAUCGGCAGAACCAUGACGCAGGGAAAGACCUACGGCCCCCAGAUUACAGUCAAACGGAUCUCCACCAGGGGGCGCUCUAGCAAGCCCAUUUUCGUGCAGAUCGCCAAGCAGGUGGUGAACCUGAACCCUACUGAGCUGCGUCUGCCCUCCAGAGCAUGGAAGGUGAAGCUGGUCGGAGAGGGGGCGGAUGACGCCGGCGGUGUGUUUGACGACACCAUCACUGAGAUGUGCCAGGAGUUGCAGUCUGGUGUGGUCGAGCUUCUCAUUCACACUCCCAACAGCACUGCAGAUGUUGGUAGCAACACGGACAGGUUCUUGCUGAACCCAGCAGCAGUCUUGGAUGAUCACAUAGUGCAGUUUCGCUUCUUGGGGAUCCUAAUGGCAGUGGCCAUUCGAACCAAAAAGCCCUUGGAUCUGCACCUGGCGCCAUGGGUGUGGAAACAGAUGUGCUGUAUUCCUCUGGGAGCCGCCGACCUGGAGGAGGUGGACUUGCUCACAUACCGCUCACUUCAGGGCAUCUUACACCUGGACAAUAGCGUGAUCAAUGAAGAGAACUUCACAGUGAUGAUCCCUCUGGACUCGUUUGUGGCGCACAGUGCUGAUGGCACGUCGGUUCCAGUGAUUCCUGGUGGGCAUAACGUCCCUCUGACAUUCUCCAACAGGAAUGAUUAUGUGGAGAGAGCCCUGCACUACAGACUUCAUGAGAUGGACAGACAGGUGGCAGCAGUGAGGGAGGGCAUGUCCUCAAUCAUCCCAGUCCCGUUGCUUUCCCUGCUCACGGCUCGACAGCUGGAACAGCUGGUGUGCGGCCUGCCUGAGGUCUCCGUGGAGAUGUUGAAGAAGGUGGUACGAUACCGUGACAUUACCGACAGCCAUCAGCUCAUUGGCUGGCUGUGGCAGAGCCUUGAGGAAUUUACCAAUGAGGAGAGAGUCCUGUUCCUGCGCUUCGUGUCCGGACGUUCCAGACUGCCAUCCAAUCUGGCAGACAUCACACAAAAAUUUCAAAUCAUCAAAGUUGAUCGGCCUAUGAACGGCCUUCCUACGGCCCAGACGUGCUUCUUUCAACUGCGCCUUCCUCCCUACACGAGCCAGGCCAUACUAGCCGAGCGCCUACGCUAUUCCAUUCAUAACUGCCCCUCCAUAGACAUGGACAACUACAUGCUGUCACGCAACACCGACCCAGCGGACGCCUCUGACACCGAGUACUGACGCGACGCUCGCAAAAACAGAUGCUAUUACGCUACAAAGCACAACAUAAUCUCAUAAAUGCCUGCGGUUGCACUUCUUCCUCAUACAUGCAAUACAAUUCUCAGUCACUAAACCUCACGUACGUUUUACGUACUCUCUGCGGUAUCCAGAAUGCGCUGCAGAUGCCAGUUCUUCCACAAGGUCAAUGGGAGAAUAUUUAAGCAAUUCAAUUCUUUAUUUAUUCAUUUUCAUUCGUGUCUCUGAAUGUUGCAGGAAACUUCUUAAAACUAAAAAAUAUUACAAUACCGUUACAAGCGCCGUGCCUGGAAUAGUCGCAAGGUUUUUUUCUCUUGGCGUUAGCGACAGAAACUGGGGUCAGUUUGUAGGUGAGCACUUGGCAGCUAGCUUCCUGGCCCAGUUUAUGCCAAAGGCUAUUAAACUACUGUACUGUAAUGUACUCAAUACCUUCUGACUCAGUGGAAAAAAAAAAAAAGUACUGUGAGUCUGAG